Messenger RNA from Paralichthys olivaceus (Japanese flounder), 1451 nucleotides. RefSeq names its product heterogeneous nuclear ribonucleoprotein C (gene hnrnpcb). Lineage: Eukaryota; Metazoa; Chordata; Actinopteri; Pleuronectiformes; Paralichthyidae. Gene Ontology annotation, molecular function: RNA binding. Gene Ontology annotation, cellular component: nucleus. The record is from RefSeq and is a predicted model, not a curated record.
ACUGUUGUGAUGCGUUCAGGGCCGACGCCAUUUCGUGUUCGCUGGUUUCAAGGUGAAACACCGCGGAGCCUCGAUCGGAGCCGUUUCAAGUAAAAACACCGUUUUACUCAUUUUUAAAAAUAAGCUCCUGUUUUUGAAGCCACUUUUUUGAACAGCGGCAAAUCAGUCAGACAGGCAGGCAGACCUCCUCCGACCCCAGACGAUGGAUUGCUCGUCGUCCUCCACCUCCAGCUCGAUGGCCAGCAGCAACGUGACCAACAAGACCGACCCCCGCUCCCUCAACUCCCGCGUCUUCAUCGGCAACCUCAACACCCUGCUGGUCACCAAGGAAGAUGUGGAGGCCAUCUUCUCCAAGUACGGCAAGAUCGUCGGCUGCUCCGUGCACAAGGGCUACGCCUUCGUCCAGUACUCCAACGAGAGGAACGCCCGCACCGCCGUGGUCAGCGAGGACGGCCGCAUGAUUGUGGGACAGGUCCUGGACAUUAACCUGGCCGGCGAGCCGAAGCCGCACAGAUCGAAGACGCUGAAGCGUUCCGCAGGAGACAUGUACAGCUCAUCUUUUGAUCUGGACUACGACUUUCAGAGAGAUUACUAUGACCGGAUGUACUCCUACCAGUCCCGGGUGCCUCCUCCCCCACCGCCCCUGUCCCGCGCCAUCAUCCCCUCAAAGCGUCCCAGGGUCAGUCUGAGCGGAGGAGGAAGCCGACGAACCAAAACCAGCUUCUCGUCCUCGUCCAAAAGCAGCCAGAGGACGUCACGUACAAUGAGGGCAGAUGAUCUGCAGACGAUCAAGAGGGAGCUGACACAGAUCAAACUCAAGGUGGACUACCUGCUGGAGAGCUUAGAGCACAUGGAGAAGGACCACAGCAAGAAGUCUGAGAUGAAGAGCUGCAAACCAGAGCCGGGCGAACUGUCCCCGCUCCACUCGUCCACCUCCAGCAAGAAGGACGACAGGAUGAAACGGGACAGAGAGCUGAACGACUCCGAGGACGAGGGAGACCUGCUGGAGGACGAAGAUGAGAUGAAAAGCAGAGGAAGGGACGAGGAUGAGGACGAGGAGGAGGAGGGCGAGCAGGAGGAAGGAGAGGACGAUGGCGACAGCGCCAACGGAGACGAGCCCUAAACUCGACAGACACACAUGCGCAGAACCGACGUGAUUGUGUUUCCACACCAGACGCGGUGUCAUGUGCUCAUAUCUGCUGAACUGACUUGACAUUAGUACAUUUGUAUUCGCUCUGUCACACAGAUACACAAACUCAUUCACACUGUGUGUCCAUUGCUUCUUUCUGGAUUUCUUCCUUUUUAUUUUGGAUGUUUCUUUGAAUUUUAUAGACUUUUCUGACACUGGAUAAAAACAUCACACUAAGAAUGAUGAGGAUUCAUGUAAUGUAUCGUACGUUUGAACUCGGGGCUUUGAGCCGCUUCACUACAUAAACAACAGAGAGAAAAAA